This is a messenger RNA of Dracunculus medinensis (Guinea worm), 561 nucleotides long. The record is from the annotation of a GenBank genome assembly. NCBI's taxonomy places the organism in Eukaryota, Metazoa, Nematoda, Chromadorea, Rhabditida, Dracunculidae.
AUGGGGUCUGAGGCUACUAAGGAUCGAGGAAUGCGUGUUCGAUUUGCAUUACGGUGGGCUGUUUUACCCAGUUUUAUUAAGAUGGUUCAAAUAUCCAUUAUUCCAAUUAUAUUAUAUUUAUUUACUUUUUGUAAUACUCGAAGUAUAAAUUCAUUGUGGAACUUGGAAGAAAUAUGCUAUUGUCGACUUGGUUAUGGUGCUUUUGUAUAUAAUGAUUAUGGUUGUUGGUGUGGAAUUGGUGGUUCAGGCAAACCAAUGGAUGGCAUCGACAGAUGUUGUAUGUUACACGAUCUGUGCUAUGAUGCCGCAAUAAAUCAAAAAAUUUGCCCAUUUGUAAUAUGGGAAUAUAUGGAUAACUACCAAUGGAAAUGUGAAAAUCAUCAGCCAGUUUGCUUGGAUCGCACAGAAGACGACUGUAAAUCUGCUAUGUGUGAAUGUGACAAGAUGGUCGUCGAAUGUUGGGGACAAUUUGAUAAACCAAAAAUUAAAGCCGAAUGUGAAAAGUCGAAUGAGACGAAAUUCAAACUACGAAAUAGCACGUACACCAAAUGGUACAUAUAG